Aspergillus thermomutatus is the source of this 768-nucleotide messenger RNA. Its product is annotated as glutathione S-transferase. The transcript has 3 exons. Bases 1 to 768 code for a protein of 255 amino acids. The record is from RefSeq and is a predicted model, not a curated record. Lineage: Eukaryota; Fungi; Ascomycota; Eurotiomycetes; Eurotiales; Aspergillaceae.
AUGACAGAUACUCAAGAUACCAAAAUCACCCUAUACUGGCUGGAGAAGUCCCGUGCCCAACGGAUCGUCUGGCUCCUGGAAGAACUCAACCUCCCCUACGACAUCAAGACCUUCAAACGCAAAGCGGACAUGACAGCACCCGACGAAUUGAAGAAGAUCCACCCCCUGGGUAAAUCCCCCGUCAUCACCAUCGACACACCCAACUGCCCCGAGCCACUCGUUCUGGCAGAGUCCGCGGUGAUCAUCGAGUAUCUCUGCACUCACUUCGGCGGGGAGAGGCUCAUCCCGGAGCGAUAUGCCGAGGGAAAAGAGGGCCUGAUCGGCGUUGAGACGGAAGCGUGGAUGCGAUACCAGUAUUUCAUGCACUAUACCGAAGGAAGUCUGGCGCCGUUUCUGGUGAUGAAGGUGGUGAUGGAUGGUGUGAGGAGUGCACCCGUGCCGUUCUUCAUCAAGCCAGUGACUAGAAUGAUAGCGGCCAAGGUGGAAGGGGCCUUUAUCAAUCCCAACCUCCAUACGCAUCUUGGCUUCCUGGAAGACCAGCUCAAGACGGCGCCCCCGGGCGGUCCUUAUCUUUGUGGAGAUAUGAUCACGGCUGCCGAUAUUCUGCUGAGCUACUCGGUCAUCGCGGCGUUGUCGAGGCUGACAUCCCUUCGAAGUCGGUAUCCCGGAGUAGCAGCCUAUGCAGAUCGGCUGCAGGCCUUGGACAGCUACAAACGGGGCGUUGCGCAAAUUGAGAGGAUUGAGGGGUCAUUCGAGGCUAGUUUAUAA